This is a messenger RNA of Hydatigera taeniaeformis, 1194 nucleotides long. NCBI's taxonomy places the organism in Eukaryota, Metazoa, Platyhelminthes, Cestoda, Cyclophyllidea, Taeniidae. The record is from the annotation of a GenBank genome assembly.
AUGCUGACCGCACGUUGUGUCACCAGGUUUUGGGAUUUGUUGUCACCGAGCGCCUAUAUUAAGGUCACUGAAAAUUACAAAGAAUCGGAUUUUAAGCUGAGCGACCUCGAUUACUUCUGCUCGUCUGAACAGGAGGCUACUGUGAUACUUUUUGGUCUCAAAUGUCUCGAACACCGGUUUGACAACAUGGUGUUUCGAAAUAGCGAGAGCAAUGCUGUUUGCCUCGCUGUAACUCAAAUACUGGUUCACCUAAUAAAAUGUGAGUGGCCUCAGAACUGGCCGCUAAUGAUAUCGGAACUUACCAGCAUAGGGAGGGUCGGGCUGCCGCAAUCUCUGAUCGUUUUUGAUAUUUUUCGUCGACUUUCUGAAGAUAUUUUAUUUUUUCCCGACGUUCCCGUCAAGCGUCGUCGCGAACUAUGCGCUGUGCUUUCGGACAACGUGCCACAAAUUGCGCACUUUGCACUUGAUUCCAUAUUUUCUGCCGUCAAAUUUCACACAUCUCUAGAGAUGGACUUCAGCGAAGAUACGAUUAGUGCUCUACGGUCAGCACUUGCGCUUCUAUCUGUGCUCUUUGAGUGGUCUAAUCUAAGGCCUCUAAUUGAAUGGAGGGCUCCUGAACACGUUCUCGUAACUUCGGAAGCAGUAGGAAGUAUUCAACUCCUGCUUUUACUUCUACGUCUCCCGAAGCUACGCAUUGAAGCAGCUGAUGUCUUAAGUGUCAUGCUCACCAAGAAGCAGACUGAUGCGAUAACGGAAAAGGGAAAAUCAGCCGGCAACACUCAUGCAUACACUUACUUCUUCGCAUUUACUGACCGAAUCGGCCAAGAUCCGAUAGAUAUAAUCCUUGAUAUUUCCAGGCUUGCAUUUAACACAGUAGAGUUCGAUGAAAAUGCCUGUACAUUUAUGCGUCGAUGGGCAGAGGUGAUUUCCGUAUUGGGCAUUCAGGUUGUCGAGAACUGGAGCUUUUUUGAGGUAGAGGGUACAGUCGCUCUCAAAGCCUUUGAUCUUCUUAUUCAGGCGAACGCUUUUGCUGCUGCCCAUCCUUCUCGAGUAAGCCAAACUAGUAGCGGUUUUGAGGUUCUCCCUCCUUUCAGCUGUUUGCUACUUCAGCAGGGGCUUUCUUUAAAGCAGUUUUAUGCUCCGAACGUUCCGCACUCUUAUCUUUACUCGCUACCCAUAUGCCAAACUUACUGA